UGAACUGAACCCAAAGCUGUCCACUUCUAAAACCCUAAAAAACGUACUGUUGCGCUGCUUUCGCUCUUGCUCUAAUCCUCGAAGCAUUUCAAGCUGCGUGGUUUGCUUUCUCCCUGGCUUUUCGCAUCUCCGGACAACAUCUGCAGAGGUUUCCCGGUGAUGCAUGUCACAAAUUAGUUUUUACGCGGAGUUUCUGUCAACUGUUUAGUAGCAACAUGACAGAAAAAACAGAGGGUGCGAAAAGCUUUGCCAGAAGGGACAGGCUCCUUGAGAUUGAGGCAAAAGUUCGAAAUUGGUGGGAUGAAAAGGAUGUUUUCAGGGCCGAAUCUUGUGAAAAACCUCCGGAACCAGGGGAAAAGUUCUUUGGCAAUUUUCCGUAUCCUUAUAUGAAUGGUUUUCUACAUCUUGGACAUGCAUUCUCGCUGUCGAAGCUAGAAUUUGCUGCAGCAUAUCAUCGACUAAGAGGUGCUAAUGUGCUCUUGCCUUUUGGUUUCCACUGCACGGGCAUGCCUAUUAAAGCCUCGGCUGAUAAACUUGCACGCGAGAUUCAGCAGUUUGGAGAUCCACCACAGUUUCCUGCCUCAGUGGAAGGCCAAGCUAUUUCCCAGCCAAAAGCAGAAGAGAUGAAUGGAGAGUCACCAGCUUUGCCUGGUAAGUUCAAAGGCAAGAAGUCCAAGGCUGUAUCAAAAUCUAGUGGACCAAUGUAUCAGUGGGAGAUAAUGCGCAGUUAUGGUCUUUCAGAUGCUGAGAUUUCCAAGUUUCAGGAUCCAUAUAACUGGCUGACCUUCUUUCCUCCCUUGGCAAUGGAAGACCUUAAGGCUUUUGGCUUGGGUUGUGACUGGAGACGCUCUUUUGUUACUACAGACAUGAACCCUUUCUACGAUUCCUUCAUAAGAUGGCAGUUGAGGAAGUUGAAAGCUAUGGGUAAGGUUGUCAAGGAUGUUAGAUACACAAUCUACUCUCCUUUAGAUGGCCAGCCAUGUGCAGAUCAUGACAGGGCAACAGGGGAAGGAGUUCAGCCUCAAGAUUACACACUUAUCAAGAUGGAGAUUGUUCCACCUUUUCCUGCUAAAUUGAGCCAUUUGGAGGGAAGAAAAGUGUUCUUGGCUGCUGCGACAUUGCGGCCUGAGACCAUGUAUGGGCAAACAAAUGCAUGGGUUUUGCCUGAGGGGAAAUAUGGAGCCUUUGAAAUAAAUGAAACUGAUGUGUUUAUUCUCACUCAUAGAGCUGCUCUUAACCUUGCCUAUCAGAACUUCUCCAGGAUUCCUGAGAAACCCACUUGCUUGAUUGAGCUAACUGGUUAUGAUUUGAUUGGUCUACCUUUGAAAUCCCCCCUUUCAUUUAAUGAGGUCAUAUAUUCUCUACCAAUGUUAACGAUUCUUACUGACAAGGGGACAGGGAUUGUCACUAGUGUCCCCAGUGAUUCUCCGGAUGACUACAUGGCCAUGCAUGACCUUAGAUCAAAAGCAGCUCUUAGGGCGAAGUAUGGUGUUAAGGAUGAGUGGGUAUUGCCCUUUGAGAUCAUUCCGAUAAUAAAUAUACCAGAAUAUGGCGAUAUUGCUGCUGAAAAAGUUUGUAUUGAUCUGAAGAUCAAAAGCCAGAAUGAGAAAGACAAGCUUGCAGAGGCAAAGAGAUUAACAUACUUGAGAGGAUUUACUGAUGGAACUUUGCUUGUUGGAGAAUAUGCAGGCAGGAGAGUCCAGGAAGCAAAGCAAUUGACUAGAGCCAAGCUUAUGGAGAUGGGCCAGGCAAUUAUGUAUAGUGAGCCUGAGAAGCGAGUCUUGUCAAGAUCUGGAGAUGAAUGUGUUGUGGCUUUGACUGAUCAGUGGUACAUCACUUAUGGAGAAACAGGGUGGAAGAACUUGGCAGAAGAGUGCAUAACCAACAUGAAUCUUUACUCUGAGGAGACACGUCAUGGAUUUGAGCACACGUUGGGUUGGCUGAAUCAGUGGGCUUGCUCGCGAUCUUUUGGCCUUGGGACUCGUCUUCCUUGGGAUGAACAGUACCUUGUGGAGUCGUUAUCAGACUCUACCAUAUACAUGGCUUACUAUACUAUUGCUCACCUGUUACAUGAAGGGGACUUGUAUGGUUCAGGUACUUCUCCAGUAAAACCAGAACAAAUGACUGAUGAUGUCUGGGAUUUUAUCUUCUGCAGUGGACCCUAUCCCCAGUCAUCAGAUAUCUCUUCAUCUAUCCUUAAUAAGAUGAAGCAGGAGUUUGAAUACUGGUACCCAUUUGAUCUUCGGGUCUCAGGCAAAGAUCUUAUUCAAAAUCAUUUAACAUUUUGCAUCUAUAACCACACAGCAAUUAUGUCCAGACACCAUUGGCCUCGUGGUUUUAGAUGCAACGGGCACAUCAUGCUUAAUUCGGAGAAGAUGUCAAAGUCAACUGGAAAUUUCAGGACACUGCGCCAGGCAAUUGAGGAAUUCUCUGCUGAUGCCACCAGAUUCUCCUUGGCUGAUGCUGGGGAUGGUGUGGAUGAUGCAAAUUUCGUAUUUGAGACUGCAAAUGCUGGGAUUCUCCGGCUUACAAAGGAAAUUUCCUGGAUGGAGGAGGUUCUGGCUGCAGAAUCAGUUUUGAGAACAGGUCCUCCUUCUACCUAUGCAGACAGGGUGUUUGCCAAUGAGAUUAACAUUGCCAUUAAGAUGACCCAGCAGCAUUACCAUGAUUACAUGUUUCGAGAAGCACUCAAGACUGGCUUUUAUGAUUUUCAAGCUGCAAGGGAUGAGUACAGGUUCUCCUGUGGAGCAGGGGGCAUGAACCGUGAUUUGGUGUAUUGGUUUAUGGAUGUCCAGACACGGCUUCUUGCUCCUAUUUGUCCACACUAUGCUGAAUAUAUUUGGCGAGAGCUUUUGAAGAAGGAGGGGUUUGUUGUGAGAGCAGGUUGGCCUAUGGGAGACUUGCCAGAUCUAACCCUUAAAAGUGCCAAUAAAUAUUUGCAGGACUCAAUAGUUUUGAUGAGGAAGCUGCAUCAGAAACAGAUUUUAGGAUCCAAGAAGGCUAAUAGACAGGGACCUGUGACUGAAGAUGGCAAGCUAAUAGGCUUCAUAUAUGUGAAUGAGCGUUAUGAUGGGUGGAAAGAAGAAUGCUUGAAAAUACUCCAAAACAAAUUUGACAGUAAGACCCAUACUUUUGCCCCAGACGAGGAGAUAUUGGAUGCGCUACAGAAGAGUGCCAUUGGUAAGGCUGCAGAUUUUAAAAAAACUCAAAAGCUCUGUAUGCCCUUCCUGAGGUUCAAGAAGGAUGAAGCAGUUGCCCUGGGUCCUCAGGCCUUGGAUCUCAAGCUGCCAUUUGGUGAGAUGGAGGUGCUCCGAGAAAAUCUUGACUUGAUCAAGAGACAACUUGGUAUAGAACAGGUGGAAGUUUUGUCUGCAAGAGACCCAGAUGAUCUUGCUAAAGCGGGUUCUCUGGUUUCACUGCUAAAUCAGAAUCCUCCGUCCCCUGGAAAUCCGACAGCCAUCUUCUUGACGCGUACCGGAUAGACAAGUGAGUAUCUGGUCUAUACAGAAAUGAGCUAAUGCAAUGCAAGGCUGUCCCAUGGGUUCCAACAAAGGGGAGGAAAAAAAAUUGUGUUUGGAUGGAUUGCUAGGGCUUCACAUUUGGAAAUUGGAAGGCUGGCAAAGAGAUUCAGUGGCUAUGGUUGUCUUAUUUUUAACAAGUUUCAUUUUUUAUUUAUUUUUCAUACUUCUUGUGUUAAGAGUAUAUUUUUGCUGCUGAUUUUGCCAGGCUCUUGAAAGUUAAUAUAUGUAUUUUUCGAUUGAAUCUCAUGCUAGAGAAAGUUUUGGGUAAUUGUUAAUCAUUAUUAAGCUGUAAUAGUUCAUGAUAUUUGUCCAAUUUUCAGUGACUUUUAAUUUUAGACAGGUUUGUGCUUUAGCAGACAA
Malania oleifera is the source of this 3881-nucleotide messenger RNA. RefSeq names its product leucine--tRNA ligase, cytoplasmic. Gene Ontology annotation, molecular function: aminoacyl-tRNA deacylase activity; leucine-tRNA ligase activity; ATP binding. The record is from RefSeq and is a predicted model, not a curated record. The transcript has 4 exons. Bases 216 to 3482 code for a protein of 1088 amino acids. NCBI's taxonomy places the organism in Eukaryota, Viridiplantae, Streptophyta, Magnoliopsida, Santalales, Ximeniaceae. Gene Ontology annotation, biological process: leucyl-tRNA aminoacylation.